Molecule: messenger RNA, 1002 nt
Organism: Talaromyces marneffei
Lineage: Eukaryota; Fungi; Ascomycota; Eurotiomycetes; Eurotiales; Trichocomaceae
Exons: 4
Coding region: 1-1002 (333 amino acids)
Biological process (GO): regulation of mRNA processing; protein phosphorylation; spliceosomal complex assembly
Molecular function (GO): protein kinase activity; ATP binding
Source: RefSeq, a predicted model, not a curated record
AUGCGCUGCACAUCAAUCGUCCGUCAGUUCACCAUAAAAUGUACAACGUUAUUCCGAAUGGAUGAUAGCAUGUAUGUCUUGCCGCUUGAUGCUGAACCCCUUCAUCGAUAUACAAAAGGCGGAUAUCACCCCGUUGUUUUAGGAGAUACGUUGAAGAAUGGGAGAUACAGGAUACUACAUAAAUUGGGAUGGGGAGGCUACUCCACAGUGUGGGCUGCGAGAGACCAAAGGGAGGACACUUACGCGGCCGUCAAAAUAUCUGUUGCAAAAAAUGAAAGCGAACAAGAGAACCAGGAAGUACAUGUCAUGCAGACACUGGCAGCUACUCAGCCUAGACCCCAGCAUGUCAUGCGCAUGAUAGAUGAUUUUGACUUAAUGGGCCCCAACGGUAGGCACAAAUGCCUCGUCCUCGAUUUAGUAGGACCUAACGUCCCUGAAUUCGUUGAACCACAUUUUUCCGAUGGCAGGCUACCGGGCAAUUUAGCCAAGCGUAUUGCUAACCAAGCUCUGAUCGGACUUGAUGGUUUGCAUCAGCACAAAAUCGGUCAUGGAGACCUUCACACUCGCAAUUUGACCUUUACGAUGCCGCAUUUAAAAGAUUUACAAGAAAAUAAAUUUAUAGAGGCAUUAGGGCAGCCGAAGAUUGGCUACGUUCAAAGGACAGAUGAAAAACCACUUGAAGCCGGAGUACCAAAGUAUAUUGUUAGACCGGCUGUAUUCCAGUCCCAGUCUUGGUUGUCCCAUGAAAUCAAGAUUAUUGACUUUGGGGAAUCGUUUCUGCCAGGCUCCAUCCCACAGACUCUCCACACCCCACUGGCUGUCCGGGCACCUGAAAAUAUUUUUCAAGAUUCUUUCGACUAUCGUGUAGAUCUAUGGAGCAUGGGUUGUAUGCUUUUUGAACUCUUCGUAGGCCAACCGCCUUUUGAUACCAUCAUGAAAACCCCGGCGAUCCUUGAGGGUCAAAUGCGAGAGAUGGCAAGUGAUACGCUCCCUACGAGAUGA